UGAAAAUCGUAGGUUUCGCCCGCGCUGCGCUGCCCCAUUGCGGCCGAGGAGCCGUGAGCCUUGGAGUUUGGGAGUUUAGGGUCUGAGCCGGCGGGGAUUUCUUCUUGGGAGGCCGCUGGACUUAGAUCGGAGCAACACUUAGGAGACGCGGUGCAGUCGAGCAGAGCGACCAUGGGGACCACAGCCCCGGGGCCCAUUCAUCUGCUGGAGCUGUGUGAGCAGAAGCUUUUGGAGUUUGUCUGCAAUGUGGACAAUAAGGACUUGGUGUGGCUCGAGGAGAUCGAAGAGGAGGCUGAGCGCAUGUUUACCAGAGAAUUCAGCAAGGAGCCUGAGCUGAUGCCUAAGACACCUUCUCAGAAGAACCGACGGAAGAAGAAACGUAUUUCUUAUGUUCAAGAUGAAAACAGAGACCCCAUCCGGAAAAGGUUGUCCCGCAGAAAGACUCGGAGCAGCCAGCUGAGCUCCCGGCACCUGCGGAGCAAGGACAAGGUGGAGCAGCUGGCCACGGCGGUGGCGGAGAACGGCUCUGUCCUGCGGCGGGUGACCCGGGCCGCAGCUGCCGCUGCCGCAGCCAACACGACUGCUGCUUUGCCCACCCCGGAGUCUCCCACAGCACUGACCAAGAAGCCCAAGAACAGCAUCGCCAAGUGCCAGCUGGUGCCCAUGGUGGAGAUAGGUGUCAGCGAGCGCUGCAGUGCCGAGCUACACCUCAGCCAGCUCAAGUCUGCCCGCACUCCGGCCCCCGCUCCGGCCCCCGCUCCGGCCCCCGCUCCGGCCCCAACCCCGCCUCCAGCUCCAACCCCGGCUCCAGCCACAGCGCCGGCCUCCCAGAUCACCUCAGUAUCCGAUGAGGAAUGUCUGACUUCUUCAUCACCUAAGAAAUCAGAAUCUGUCACCGUGAGCUCCCUGAUGACCACACCCCAGGACCCCAAGGGACGAGGGGUCGGAGCAGGCCGGUCUGCCUCCAAGCUCAGGAUUGCGCGGACCUCCCCAGGCCUACAGGACUCACCUGGCUCUCCAGCCUCGCCGUGGCGGGAGCGGGUGCUGGCUCCCAUCCUGCCGGAUAACUUCUCCACGCCGACGGGCUCCCGUGCAGCCCCACAGUCGAUGCAACGCAGCCCGAUCGCCCCGUCCUCCCCAGGUCCCCAGGCUUCUCUGUCCCAGAAGUACUCCCUGGUGGCCAAACCGGAGGGCACCGUCCGUAGGUCAAGCAGAAAGAUUACCAAGAAGGCCACCAAAGAGCAGGCCCCCUCUGCCCGCAUCAUCUGUCACAGUUACCUAGAGAGGCUCCUGAAUAUUGAGGUGCCCCAGAAAGUCAGCCCCAAGCAGAAAGAGCCCAGCGAGGAGGCCGAGUCUGCGGAGGUGGCUGAGCCUGCGGAGGUGGCUGAGCGUGAGGUCCCCAAGAAUGACGGGAAUACCUUGUGGUCCCACAGUGCUACCAAGAUCGCCAUUAGCACGCCGGGCUCGCGGCCUGGGGCUGGUGGCCAGGAAACAUCCUCUGAAGGGCAGCAAGAGGCCAAGACCGACCAAGCAGGUGACCCCAAGGAGCCACCCCAGAGUGUCAGGAGGAAGCGUAGCUACAAACAGGCUGUGAGUGAGCUGGACGAGGAGCAGCAGCUGGAGGAAGAGGAGCUGCAGCCCCCCCGGAGCAAGACCCCUUCCCCUCCCUGUCCAGCCAGCAAGGUGGUACGGCCCCUCCGGACCUUCCUGCACACCGUGCAGAGGAACCAGAUGCUCAUGACCCCGACCUCAGCCUCCCGCAGCAGCGUCAUGAAAUCCUUCAUUAAGCGCAACACUCCCCUGCGCGUAGACCCGAAGUGCAGCUUCGUCGAGAAGGAGCGGCAGCGCCUGGAGAACUUGCGGCGGAAGGAGGAGGCCGAGCAGCUCCGCCGGCAGAAGGUGGAGGAAGACAAGCGGCGGCGGCUGGAGGAGGUGAAGCUGAAGCGCGAGGAGCGCCUCCGGAAGGUGCUGCAGGCCCGGGAGCGGGUGGAGCAGAUGAAGGAGGAGAAGAAGAAGCAGAUCGAGCAGAAGUUUGCUCAGCUGGAUGAGAAGACCGAGAAGGCCAAGGAGGAGCGACUGGCUGAGGAGAAGGCCAAGAAAAAGGCAGCGGCCAAGAAGAUGGAGGAGGCGGAGGUGCGCAGGAAGCAGGAGGAGGAGGCUCGGAGGCUCAGGUGGCUCCAACAGGUGCGAAGGCAGCGGCGGCACCAGGAGCUGCUGCACAAGAAGAAGGAGGAGGAGCAGGAGCGGCUGCGGAAGGCGGCCGAGGCCAAGAGGCUGGCGGAGCAGCGUGAGCAGGAGCGGCAGCUGGCGGAGCAGCGUGAGCAGGAGCGGCUGCAGGCCGAGAGGGAGCUGCAGGAGAGGGAGAAGGCCCUUCGGCUCCAGAGGGAGAAGCUGCAGAGAGAACUGGAGGAGAAGAAGAAGAAGGAAGAGCAGCAGCGCCUGGCUGAGCAGCAGCGGCUGCAGGAGGAGCAGAAGAAAGCCACGGAGGCUGCAGCGGCCAGCAAAAGCUUGAACGUGACCGUGGAUGUUCAGUCCCCGGCUUGUACCUCGUAUCAAAUGACUCCACAAGGGCACAGGGCCCCUCCCAAGAUCAACCCAGAUAACUACGGGAUGGAUCUGAAUAGCGAUGACUCCACCGAUGAUGAGGCCCACCCCCGGAAACCCAUCCCCUCCUGGGCCAGAGGCACACAGCUCAGCCAGGCCAUCAUCCACCAGUACUACCACCCCCCGAACCUUCUCGAGCUCUUCGGAACCAUCCUCCAGCUGGAUUUGGAAGACAUCUUCAAGAAGAGCAAGCCGCGCUACCACAAGCGCACGAGCUCUGCCGUCUGGAACUCGCCACCCCUGCAGGGCACCAGGGUCCCCGGCAGCCUCGCCUACAGCCUGAAGAAGCACUGAGGCAGCCCCUGUCUGUGUCUGUCUGUCCGUCACUCUGUCGAUCUGGUGCCCUCCUGCCUGGUAUUCUGUCACUGGGGGUUUGGUCGCAUGUAUGUCAACGUUCUCUGUGCUGCAGAUGGAAGGUGGCCCGGGCUUGUUAGGAGGCUGUGCCUGGCGGGUGUCAGGGGAAGUGCCAAGCCUGCCCUGCCUGGCCCACAGGCAGCACUUUGUAAAUAGAUUGUUAUAAUUCAGCUGAAUUUUAUCCUCUAGUGUUUGAGAGCUAGAUAAAUAAAGUCUGUUCCUUCAA
Molecule: messenger RNA, 3184 nt
Organism: Pteropus alecto (black flying fox)
Lineage: Eukaryota; Metazoa; Chordata; Mammalia; Chiroptera; Pteropodidae
Gene: INCENP
Product: inner centromere protein
Exons: 19
Coding region: 172-2898 (908 amino acids)
Biological process (GO): positive regulation of protein serine/threonine kinase activity; mitotic cytokinesis; meiotic spindle midzone assembly
Cellular component (GO): chromosome passenger complex; midbody; meiotic spindle midzone
Molecular function (GO): protein serine/threonine kinase activator activity
Source: RefSeq, a predicted model, not a curated record